UCAUGAAUAUGUAAACUUGGUUUUUUGGGGCGUUUAUUUUAGUUAUAAUUUACCAAGGUUUAUUUCUCUCGGAGAGGACAGGGAAAGUUGGUGGUAAAGUCCGAAUCAAAAAAGAUGAAACAGAAAAGGUAACGACAUCAUUCUUAACCAUAGGAACGGUAGCAUCGAUGAUGAAGCCGUUGUACAUACAAUACGUGAUAGGAGCAAUGAGUGACGCGGCGAAGCGGACGCCAUUUGUGUGCCAAGGCCUAUACAGGACAGUGCAUGAAAUGGCAUAACCUGCUUUGCGGAGUUUAUUCAAGCUUCUUCAGUCUCAUUUCAUGCAUGCAUGGUUCAUGGCUAUUAAUGUCUUCCUAGUUGUUUUAUAUAUUAUGUUUCAAUCUUGUAUUAUUUACAGAGUCAGAAUUCAUUUUCUCUUUGAUUUUAACAUUCUAUGAGGCUUAAUAGAACGCUUCUUGGUGCAGGGAUAUUGAGUUACAUAACCAUGUAAAUAUGACUUGGUUGGCUUGCUUUCUCGCCUGAUGCAUGGACAACCCACCUCGACCCGAGUACUGUGUUUGUGGCCGUGUUUUGAAUUUUGUUAGCAAUCCGGUAUUUCGUUAAUCGGCCUGCUACGUCACGGAGUUGCUAUGGGGACUAUGACUGGCGAUCUAGAAGAUGGAGAAAUUGAAGACGGCGAGAUACCUGACGAGGAAAUUGUUAGUGGCGGGGAAGUACUUGUGAAAAGUGAGCCUGAAAAGUCGGUAGUUCCACGAAAGAGUGAACCUACAUUGUUACCUCCACAGAAUGACACUGCAUCACCUGAAGAGAAACCUCAAGUUUCAUCUUCAAAAUUAAAACGACCAGUUCCGAACCGGGGUGCAGUGAAUCAGAGACAUGUUGAUAGUUUGAAAGAGAACACAGUGGAAGAUGAUUGGGCAGGUGAUGUUGAAAAAGCAAUAAAAGCAGCAAUGAGUAGCACAGAUAAUGGACAAGAGUUAAAUACUGAAGUGAAUGAAAAUGGUGGUGAUAUAGCUAAAGCUGAAGAUGAUGAUGAAAGAAAGUCUCGGCGAAAGAAGAGGAAAAAGAAACACAGAGAGGAUGAUGAAGAGAGAAAGGAAGUCAAGAAGCGGAAACGGAGCCAUGGCUGUUCAAAGGAGACAGUGGCAGAAGAGACCAUGAUGGAUGUGGGACAGGUUGCUACAAGUGACCCAGAUGAAGAAGAUGAUGAUGAAAUGUUAUUUGUUAGGGGGGCUUCCCCCAUCAUGCGUAGUGGGUAUAGUCCACCCGCUCAAGGCUUUCAUGAUGAACCAUUUGGAUAUAUGGACCCUGGUGGACCUUUUGAAGACCCUUAUGAUUCAUAUUGUGAUGAUUCAGACUAUGAAAGAGAGGAAUUUGUACGGUCUCGCCGUGGAGAUGAAGAAGGCCCCAAAAGAGGUGGUCGUGGAGGAAAGCGACGACAGCAAGGCCGUGGAGGUGUCAGAGGCAUUCAGAACAAAAGACAACAAGGAGGGCGUAAGGAUGCAGCAGGCAGCAAGGGGAAAAGAAUGGGCAACAAACGCCAGCAACAAAGGACAGCCAUGUUGCUGCAAGACCCAAGGCAGGGGCCUGAUUCCAUAUGUAUGUUUUACAUGCAAGGGAAAUGUCAGAAGGGUGAUGAGUGUCCAUAUUCUCAUGAUGCCUUGCCUCCACGCAAAAUGGAAUUGUGUAAAUUCUACCUUAUGGAUUGCUGUGCAAAGAAAGACAAGUGUCUGUAUAUGCAUUCUGAUUUUCCAUGCAAGUUCUACCACACUGGUCUUAAGUGUUUUGCGGGUGAUCGUUGCAAAUUCAGCCAUGGUACACUCACAGAAUCCCUGAGAGCUGUUCUUCUGAAGCAUCUAGAGACUGCUCCUAAGGAGAUUCUUGGGGACUUCCCUCGCUUGAGUCGUGAAGGAGCAGCUGCAAUGGUGUAUAAUAAAAAGAACCGUGGUAACAAAGGAACAGGACCGGGUAACAAGAAGAUCCCAUCACUGUUUGAGAUUGAGGUUCCCAUACCAGCCCAACUUCUUGCAGGGAAUCUGCACGGGGAUGAGGAGAGGUCUCCUGCUAGACGAACCACACCAAUGCCUGAUUCCGACAAUGAAGACCAGGAUGGGUGUCGGACACCAAUGCCAUCAUCACCGAAACUGGAAACACACAGUAUCACUAAGGAUUUCUCCAGUAGAGCAAGUAAUCGGAAUUGGGAUGCUGAUAAGGUACCUGGAAAUUCAGGUGAUGAAGAAAUUAGACAUCCUAGAAUGUUUGAUAAUGGGAUGGAUGUCAGUAGAGACCCUAGUGAAGCGAAGGAAUUAACAAGACGGUCUGUGGCUAGCUACCAGGACCGAGAUUUCACAGAACAGCUGCAGCAGUUGAAAAUGCGAUUUUAUCAAGAAACAGUUAAUAGUGCAGAUGAAGUAGGUGCUAAUAAAGAAGUGCGACACCAGCGUCGCCACCGUCACCGACAUGGCAAGAACAAAACGACAACUGACACCGAACAGCAGACAAGGAUCAAACAGAAUCUCCAUUAUCUUGCAGGAUACUCUCACUCACCUGCAACAGAAGCUGACAGUGGAGGAUCACCUUCUCAACAAGGUGGCAGUUCAGCUGGUGUGGAAGCGGUAGAGUUGGCAGAUGAUGAAGGAAAGCUAGAGAUAGUUGACCAACAUGAAGAUGAUGACAAUGAGGAGGAUGUUGAUGGUGGUAAGACUCCACCAGUAUGUUCCACAGCAGUGCAAGAUGGCAACAAGAAAGAUCAACUUGACACAGAUCAUAAUAGCAGCUGCAGCACAGAGACUGGAGGGCUUCCACAUAACCUGCCCAAAAAGCAGCGAGAGCUGUUCCUUCGAAUCCAGCAGCAGCAGCGUGAGGCUGCAGAGUCAAGCAGUCACGAUCAGAGUGGAGAGGAUGAUGGCAAGGAUGAGGAUGUUGAACAGCAGCAAGAGGAGAACUGGUACUCAAGUGAUGAGGAGGAGGCAAGCCUGGCAGAUGUUCUGAAGAACCUCUCCAAGCAGCAACAGCAUUCAACUUCCCCCCCAAGAGCCAGUACAACUCCACCCCUUCCUGCUCCUGCUGGUACUCCAUCUUUGGACAGUAUUAAACUCUCUGCUAUUGACAUCAGUGAGCCUGUCAGCAAAUUGUUGUCAAGCCUCCGUCACCAGCAGAGCACCAGUGCAGUUAGUGUGAUACAAGCUGCAGAAAACUCAGACUCAAGGACUUCAACACAGUCUCAUCUUGCAGUGGUACCAACAACACAAGCCAGGGAUCCGCGGCUUGUGUCACGUGAUCCACGCAACAGAAGUGCCACUGCAACUACUUCCAUGUCUCUGUUAUCACCCAGUACAUUUGACAGUUCACAUCAUGAUGCCCGAACAUCUAAACGGGCUGAUUCUUCAGAAGAGAAAAGUGAAUUACGUCACACUAGUAUCUAUAGUUCUGCCAUAACAUCAUCAGCUGCAUCUACAAAUAUGACACAUGGUCAUUUGGAGAGUGGAGGUGAUGUGGAUUUGAGAAAUUUCCACAGUAGACAGCUACAACCAAGUGCUGGAUUUGAGUCUGGGACAGAUGUGGAUUUACGACAGAACUUGCUUAUGAGGGCGUCAACUUCAUCUUCAUCCUUUAAUUAUGGUGACACAGACCUCAGAGGGACAUCUGGUGAUGUGGACUUGAGGGGAAUGCUGGGUCUGCCAUUUAAGCCAGUUCCUAUGCACACACCUGCAACAGAAAUAGAUGCUUCGUUAACAAGUCAUCCGCCUAUUCCUUACAAGGUUGUAUCAAUCACAGUACCACGGCCCGACUACUCAGGAUUGAAACUGAAUACAUUAGAUCCACAGGUUCGAAAUGAUCCAAGGUUACGUAAGCUCUUCAAGAUGUCCAGCAAUUCUGUGGACAGUCCUGCCUCCCCACCCUUACCACCACCUCCACUAUCAGCCCUACCCCUUAAGCAAUCCCCUUCUGCUGGUACGAGGAGUGAUCCACGGAGACGCAGUGCUCCAUUGACACCACAUUCUUCUUCAGUCACCCGGCUCCAGGAUGUAACACCAGUAUACUCUGAAUUGAUGUCCCAAAACCCUAUGAGCUUAUUACAUAGCACUGGCAUACCAACUGGAAUUGUUCCAUCCUUGCCAGCAGCACUUUCAUAUGAUCCAAGACUUCCCAGGAACCCAAGAAAUGCACCUGGAAUCCUUGGCCCUGCGCCACUACCACUCAACUAUUGUCCGAAUACUCCAAGGUUUGAGGACGUGGAAGAAGGUAACAGCAAUGGUUCUGACACAGACCUCAGAAUGUUCUAUGGAAACAGUGCUCCAACAUGGGAACAACAGUUACCACAGGCACCAAGUCAGCAUCCGCACCGCAACAGAAAUUGGCGCAACAGCAGACGAAAUCAACAGCGGUAUCACUCUCAGCAACAAGAGCAGCAACGGUCUUUCACGCCUCCUUUGUGACAAGGCACAAAGAAAUGUGAGGACAGAAUAAUGAGAUAAAUACUGACAAAGUGGAACAGUGUUAUGAAAAGAAGUAGGGUAAGACAAAACGUGCAAUUGUGCCAAAACGAACACCUGAUAUCAGUAGUAUAGUGGACCUAAAGGAUAUGCAGUGAGUUGAGAAUGAAGGUGAGUGUUUGACGUCUUAUAGUACUAUACAAAAAUGAUUUUGUAGUGAGGCACAUUUUAACUCAAGCUAAGGAAUGUUGGUUAAUUGUGCCAAAGUGAGGAAAAAUAUUACCAUAUACAACAAAGAGUGCAAAAUCAUAUAAUUUGAGUGAAGUUUGUCCUUUGAGGCAACAUAUAAUUUUAUCUAACGUCUUAUGUCACUGUGGACAGAAGAUAUAAAUUUCAGUCAGUGAUCUCAUUCAUGUGCUGUUGCCAGUCAACUGAAGAAGUCUAAUGGUUUUCUCAUUUGUUAGUUUCUCUAAUUUUUUUUAACUUUGUGGAACAUAACACAUUCAAAACCAAAAUAUUUAUCAUGUACUACCGUGAAGGGUAUGUAAGAGGUUGGGUGUUGCAAGUAUAAAUGAAAGAGAUGACAGAGAAAGAAGAGUUUUUUUAUUAGUCUCUGUCCAGCUCUGAAUUUGUAACUACCUGAAAUGUCUACAGAAUAAAAAAAUGUGUGUUGUUGUAAUGAAAAUGUUCUGGGAGUAACAGCUUUUGCCAGUAUAUGGACAUAAAAACAAAACUAUUUUUUUUGGCCAAUGUACAAAAACGAUCUCUCAGCUUCAGGCAGAUGUUGAAGACUGGAAGUUCUUGUUUUUGUAGCUCCUGAAAUUUUCUGACACUGUAUACAGAAGUUCCUGUAGUUUUCUGAUAUGUGUGUGAGCAAGAAAUGCAUGUGUAAGGCAAUCACAAUAUGCCUUGUGGUAUUACAACUACAUGGCUCUGCAGCUACAUUAAAACCUUAAUUUUACAAAUUUAUUCACAGGAGACUUUUUAAAUGAAAAAUCUCUUUUCAAAGGCCUGCAGGUUCCAACAAGCUAUGGUGAAACUUGCAGUGUUUCCCAUUUGUAGUUAACAUGGUGAUCUGUUUAAAUAGGAGGAAAACUUACAAAAUAGAAAAUAUUCCUUCUGAUAGUGGAUUACAUUUUGUUCUGUUUUCUUAUAAAGGAAAAUAGUUUGAUAUUUUCUUCUCCAUGCUCUCUGCUGAGAAUUUAAUUUUAGGUGUUGCAUGGUUUACAGAUUUCUUUAUAUAGAAAUGCAGACUAAAUAAAUGAUGCUGUACAACUCAAAAGUUUCUUGUGACAAAUUACAGAUAUUAGGAAUUAUUUAAAUGAACACACAAAAUAUAUGGUUUUCUGGAACUUGACAUAAUUGUGUGCCAAGGAACCUAACGUCUAUUUAUUCAUUAGAUAGCUGGGUGGGCAGUGGGAAAAAAAAAAUUGUUAAUUUAAAUUAUCUUCUCACAGUAGUUUUACAGUUUUUUUGGCAGAUACUGAAGCUUCUAUAAUCAGAGUGAUUAAAUUGAGUUUAUAUUAAAAUAUGCCAUCAUUUUACUUAUUAUCAAGCCUGACUAGUGGCUAGUUUGUUUUGUCCAAUGGAAUUGCCAGCUGGAAUCAUGGGGUUUAUUAAUGCUGAGGUACAUAUUUUUUGUGGUCACUUCUCAGUCAUUUUAUCAAAAUAUGAGUAUCUUUGAAUAUAUGAAAUGAAAAGUUUGGCCACUGAAUAUCUCAUAACAGGGAAGACAGUUUGGAACUUUCAAGUGAUAACAGCAGAAAGAGAAGACUACACAUGUAGAAUUAAGCAGAAUUUAAUUAAAAUGUUUUUUGGAAUUAACUUUUUAAUUAUAAAAAUAUAAAUCAAAUUGUUUUGUAACUUAUUGUUUAUUUCCUUCUGAGUUAGACUUGUGCUGAAUGAAAAGCACGUUAACACUUUUAUAAAUACUGCAUCACUGAAGCAAAAUUCACCACUACAUUUUGUCAUGAUUGUAUAUUUGCAUGCAUAUAUUUACUGAAUGCUCCAUGAAAAAAUGUUUUGAGUAAAUAUGGUAAGAUUAUUAGUAAAAUUAUUGACUUAUCAGCCAAUUUCAGUCGCCAGUUUGUUUCAAAAUAUACACAAUUUUCUUUUAAAUAUAUCACAUAUUCUGUGGGUUGAAAACAUUUUAAGCAGAUCUUGAAGUUCAGUGAUUUUCAUUUUCUGCAUAUGUUUUGUAUAUAUCUUUUUGUAACAAUGGAUCAUUUUUGUGAGAAUGACUGUCAAAACCUAAAAGUAAAUUGUGUACUUCCAAGUAACAAUAAAAUAGAAUGUGCCUAAAAUGGUCAAAGAACUUUUCUGAAACAUUUUUUGAUGUAUUUGAGGUUCUCACAGUGGUGACUACAUCACCAUUCAGGCCAAUAGAACUACAUGGCAUUAUAUCCCGAAGAUUGUGGUCUUUAUUUCAUUGUUUUUUAUGUUGAAUCUAUAAGUGUAAAGAAACAGCUAUAAAUUUUUAUGUUUGGCAUGUGGAAUGAAGGAAAAUAAAAUACAGUAACCAUA
Molecule: messenger RNA, 6959 nt
Organism: Cryptotermes secundus
Lineage: Eukaryota; Metazoa; Arthropoda; Insecta; Blattodea; Kalotermitidae
Gene: su(sable)
Exons: 13
Coding region: 630-4439 (1269 amino acids)
Biological process (GO): negative regulation of DNA-templated transcription
Cellular component (GO): nucleus
Molecular function (GO): RNA binding; metal ion binding
Source: RefSeq, a predicted model, not a curated record